Messenger RNA from Rhododendron vialii, 1033 nucleotides. RefSeq lists its product as uncharacterized. Bases 245 to 1033 code for a protein of 262 amino acids. The transcript is spliced from 4 exons. The record is from RefSeq and is a predicted model, not a curated record. NCBI's taxonomy places the organism in Eukaryota, Viridiplantae, Streptophyta, Magnoliopsida, Ericales, Ericaceae.
CAUCUAUGCUUACAUAUGGGUGACAAAGGUUCAGUGUAAUUGACUUCUUGAGCAAUAUGGUUAUUGAUUGUUUAUCAUAUGCUACAUACCUCAUAAUUUGCACAUUGUUUGUCUUACAUAUCUCUCAUUAUAAUUCACUUCUUUGAUAUGCUUGUAUGUAAAUGGAGUGUUUCAAAAUUUGACAGAUUGCAUCAUGCCACCUGGAUAAAAAAAGAGCAGUGCAUCCUCCAACUUGACUAGCACAAUGCGUAACACUGCAGCAGUACGAGUUGAAACAGAAGCUCCAACACCCGCUUCAGAGAUUCUGACAUCUACUCCUUUGACUGUUGCAUCUCCUUCUACACAUGCUAGUGCUUCAGGUGAACCUUCAGCAAAGCGGCGGUGUGUGCGAGGGCCAACAUGUGGAAAAAGAAUUAGAAAGAUAAUUGCUGAGAAUAAAGGGGAGAGGAUCUCAGCUUAUGUGACGCCAGAAAUGAGAGCGUUUUGUGGAAUAAAUGCAAACAAGGUGGCAAGUGAACUAGGGACACAAAUUAGGUGGAUAUGUCCUAUUCAGGGAUUUUACGCCUCGUGGAAUGAUGUUAGUGAUGACUUGAAACGUGCUGUCCUACAAGCAGUCCGGGACAAAUUUAAAGUCACCGAAAAUGGCGUUGAGGGCACCGAGUUAGUUGAGCAAAUUUUUCAAGAAAAGGCAAAUCUAAUAUACAAAGAUUGGAAAUGGAGAAUGAACAAUUUCUAUACAAAGACAUUGGAAGCUGGAUUAGAUGCAUAUCAUCAUCCAUUUCAAGAGAUCCCCAUAGAUGACUGGAAGUACUUGAUCAAUCAUGCCCGCAAAAUAGCUGGCAAAUUAAAUAGGGAGGCUGUACCGUAUGGUCAUACUAUGGGCUCUCGAUCCUUUGCUGCCGUGAUUACUAUUGCGGUGAGACAUUUUGCUCAUAGUGCUGUACUUACUUUUGUUCGUAGUGCUGCUAUUGAUGAUAUAUGGUUGUGCUUAUUCUGUUAUGAUUUUUGCCGGUGCUAUUUGUUGGAUUGUUAA